AUGAGAUACUUCACGCCAGUCUUUUUGCUCGCCUCGGCCCUCCUGGUCGGCAUCAACGGUGCCCCGGCCGGAAACGAUGUCGCGCCCAGAGACCAAGGCGAGCUUGGUCCGCAGGCAGACGCACCCCGCAUCAACGCUCCGGUUGCUGUAGCCGCCGCUGGGCAGCCAAACGCCGCGCUGGCCGCGCGCGACGACCAACCGAUUCAGCCCAGACUCCUCAAGACAAUUCUCGCCAAUCUUCUCCAGAAAAACAACAAAAACAAGAACAAGAACAAGAACCAAAACAAGAAUCAAAACAAGAACAAGAAGGCCAAGGCUAAGGCCAAGAAGGCCGUGACGCCCUCACCGGCGAAGAGCUCUGCCCCGGCAAGGCCUUCUGGUACUCCGUCGGGCGCGCCAAGAGCGCCUGCGCCCGCGGCACCCCCGAGACCUCCGGCGGCGGCCGGGCCUGCGACGCCUGCUAAGAAUGCCAACAAUCCGAAGGCACCCGCCGCCGCCGCCCCCAAGAAGGCCGGAGCCGCCACUGGAGCUGGAGCCGCAGCGGCCGGCGGCGGUGCCGCCGAUGCCACAAAAGGUAACAAGAACCCACCACCAGCACCAGCAAAGCCUGCCCCCGUCCCAGUCGGCGGUAUUCCCGCAGCCUCAAAACCCAAACCCCAAACAGGGUCUACGACCAAGUCGAGCCAACCCAAAGCCACAACCCCGCCCAAAGCAGCACCGCCCAAAGCAGCCCCGCCCAAAGCAGCCCCGCCCAAAGCAGUCCCGCCCAAGGGAGCUAACCCGAACAACCCGGCACCUGCACCUGCGGCGGCUCUCUUGGCUGGUGCUCUCCUUGGAGGGGCACAAGGUGCUCCUCCGGGCGCGGCACCCCAGAACGCCCCCAAGCCGCAGGCACCGGUCCCGAAACCCCAAGCCCCUCCGCCCGCUGGUGGCACAAACGGCUUACCUCUCGCCGUUCCUGGGAGGAAUGUUGAAUGA
This is a messenger RNA of Colletotrichum higginsianum IMI 349063, 978 nucleotides long. RefSeq lists its product as uncharacterized. The transcript is spliced from 2 exons. The record is from RefSeq and is a predicted model, not a curated record. Bases 1 to 978 code for a protein of 325 amino acids. NCBI's taxonomy places the organism in Eukaryota, Fungi, Ascomycota, Sordariomycetes, Glomerellales, Glomerellaceae.